Molecule: messenger RNA, 2313 nt
Organism: Beauveria bassiana ARSEF 2860
Lineage: Eukaryota; Fungi; Ascomycota; Sordariomycetes; Hypocreales; Cordycipitaceae
Product: VTC domain-containing protein
Exons: 2
Coding region: 1-2313 (770 amino acids)
Biological process (GO): vacuole fusion, non-autophagic; vacuolar transport; polyphosphate metabolic process
Cellular component (GO): fungal-type vacuole membrane; vacuolar transporter chaperone complex
Source: RefSeq, a predicted model, not a curated record
AUGAAGUUUGGCGAGCAGCUGCGGUCCAGCAUCAUCCGCGAGUACCAGUGGUACUACAUUGACUACAAUGGCCUCAAGUCGGAGCUCAAAGGCGCAACCGGCCCUGCCCCGGCCAGCGGUGUCGGCCCCAACCGGUGGUCCGAGGACGAUGAGACGCGCUUCGUAGGCCGUCUCGAGGCCGAGCUCGAAAAGGUCCACACCAAGCAGCAGGUCAAGGCCAUGGAGAUUUCCCGCCGCAUCGCCGUCUCCGAGCGCGAAGUCAAGAGCGUCGUCAACCGCCUCCAGGAGCGCGGCCUUGCCGAGGAAGGCCCUAGCGAAGAGGAGUUUAUUCUGCUCGAGGAGGACCUGUCCGACAUCAUUGCCGACGUCCACGACCUCGCCAAGUUUGUUCAGCUGAACUACACCGGCUUCUACAAAAUCAUCAAAAAACACGAUAAGCAAACUGGCUGGCAUCUGCGACCCGCGUUCGACACCCGACUCAAGGCCAAGCCUUUCUAUAAAGAAAACUACGAUGCCUCCGUCAUCAAGCUGUCUAAGCUCUACGAUCUCGUCCGGACACGAGGCAACCCCGUCAAGGGCGAUUCCGCCGCUGGCGGCUCCCAAGCCAGCUUUGUUCGGCAGACGACUAAAUACUGGGUUCACCCUGACAAUGUCACCGAGCUGAAGCUCAUUAUCCUCAAGCACUUGCCCGUGCUCGUCUUCAACGCUGGCAAAGAGUUUGACCCCCAAGACUCUGCCAUCACCUCUAUCUACUACGACAAUCCCGAGACCUGGGAGCUCUACGAGGGUCGCCUGAAGAAGACGGAAGGCGCCGAGGCCAUCCGUCUCCGCUGGUACGGCGGCAUGCAGAGCGAGACCAUCUUUGUCGAGCGCAAGACUCACCGCGAGGACUGGACUGGCGAAAAGUCUGUCAAGGCACGCUUCGCCCUCAAAGAAAAGAACGUCAACUCUUACCUCCGAGGCGAGCUGCUCCCUGGCGCCAUCUUCGAAAAGGCCCGCAAAGAGGGCAAAAAGUCGGAAAAGGCCAUUGCCGAGGACGAGCGUCUUGCUUCCGAAGUCCAGUACUCUGUGCUGAAGAAGGGGUACAAGCCCGUCUGCCGGUCAUUUUAUAACCGCACAGCCUUUCAGCUGCCAGCUGAUGCCCGUGUCCGUAUCUCGUUGGAUACUGAGCUCACCAUGGUCCGUGAGGACAAUCUGGAUGGUCGAACCCGCAGCGGCGACAACUGGAGACGCAUGGACAUUGGCAUUGAUUAUCCGUUCUCCCAGCUUCCUGCCGAAGAUGUCGUCCGGUUCCCCUAUGCCGUCCUCGAAGUCAAGCUCCAGACCCAGAUGGGCCAGGAGCCGCCCGAGUGGGUUCGUCAACUUAUCUCCUCGCACCUAGUCGAGGCCGUGCCCAAGUUUUCCAAGUUUAUUCACGGCUGCGCCUGCUUAUUCCCGGAUCGCAUCAAUCUGCUCCCUUUCUGGAUGCCGCAGAUGGAUGUCGACAUUCGCAAGCCUCACACCCACGACUUUGGCAUUCACAGAGCCGCGCUCUCUGGCACCACGACGACGUCCGAUGACGACGAAGAGGAUUUCGACUCCGAUGACGAUGACGCUGGUAGGCCCUCUACCAGCGCUGGCCGGGCCUUUCACCCACAGCGAUCCCGACGCGAGUUGGCCACCGACAUGGAGGGCCAGACGGUGGAUCUGCCCACGGCGAGUGAUGACUUUCUAAUUUACGACUCUGACGAAGAGUACGAUGAAAACUACGAGUUGGAGCAGGCACGUAGAGUCGGCGGAUGGCACUACUACUCAACUCUGUUUGCCGCCAAGGGCCAUGCCUUCGGCCGGGCAGCGCUCAGCGCCCUCUGGGCCGUUGUGCCCCGGCCGCGCAGUACGCAGGUGUCACGCAGCGCGCGUCAGGAGAUGCUAUUCGGCGACCAGCAGGUGCAGUCGAAAAAGUUCAAGGCGCCAAAGGGCAAGAAGAUUUACGUGCCCGUGCGCGUCGAGCCCAAGGUCUUUUUCGCCGCCGAGCGCACCUUUCUCGGCUGGCUCGAAUAUUCGAUUUACAUUGGCACCAUUGCCAUGACGCUCCUCAAUCUCAAGAGCCACCCGACGCCCACGUCGUUUUGGGUCUCGGCCAUUUUUACCUUUCUCGCCAUCCUGAGCCUACUGUACUCGGUCGGCGUCUAUCUCUACCGCAGCCACUCAAUCCGCAAUCGCAAGGCGGCACGAUACUUUGACAAGUGGGGUCCCAGCGUGCUUUGCGUGUCGCUGUUUGUGGCCGUGGCGCUCAACUUUGGCUUUGAGGGGCGUGAGCGUGGCCUUUGGUGA